UAUUUUCAACGUAAACAAACAAAGAAAGGGCUCCUACUUCAAUUCAAACCUUGACAAACAUGGCGCAAGGAAGAAGACUCGCGAGUUCUUCAAUGGUAAAAUCAACGGCUAAUGUCCAGCGGAGCCCCCCCUCCCGUCUUGCUCUCUGUCGCGCAGUUGACUCAUCAAACCAUUCCUGAAAACAAAAACGCCAGUCGAGACCCGCACCAGAAUGUUAAUCCCCAAAAUGCCUUCUCUCAGGAAUCUAUUCUCGUCUUCUUCAUCUCAAUCUCCAUCUCCAUCCUCCUCCUCGACGUCGCCCUGUGAAUCCCCUCUGAAGCAGGGUUCCGAUGAUACAAAUUUCUUCAAGAACGGUGGCGGAGGUUCGGAGUCAAAGCGGGAGCUCACGCGCCUGCGCAAGCUCCGGUACCCUGCCGACGAGUCGGCUUGUUCGCCGCUGGUUUCCCCUGGGACGAGGUCUCCCACCCAUUUAGGCCGGUGGUGGACUCCGGCCGUCCCGCAGCCUCUGCCGCUGCCGGAAUUUAUCAAACGGACUGAUCAGUCGAAUUCCCGAGAAGCGACGAGCAGAGCGGAAGCAGAUGGAGCGGACGGGGCUGCUGCUGCUUCAAAACCAUCAUCAAGCUCCGCCACUGGAAGCAAUUUUUCUCAUCAAAGUAUCAGGAACGCCCCAUAUCAUGUUACCUCAAAAUCUUCUAGGGCUCCAACAUGUCGCCAUAGGAGGUUCCCUCAAGGUCUAAAUGUUGAAAGUGCUUCCCAAAAAUUCAGGAUUGAUGUCUCUCCUCGGAGUGCUCCAACCAGUGGUUUCUCAAGUCCUGCUUUUAGCCCAAAAAGAUUUAGCACUGUGGAUCUUUUUCCUUCCUCUUCUAUGAUUCCUCAAGAAUUUCAGGCUUUAUCAAUUCUAGAGGGACCAGUUCCUAAUAAGUUUGCAGGUCAUUCUUCUCAAAUGUUUCCAGAAACACAUUCAUGUAACUCUGAUCAUUCUCCGCUUCAUAGCCCAAAAUUACGGAGAUCUUGUCAAAAAACCACAGAUCUUACUGGUCUGGCAUGCCAUUCACAUCACAAAUCACUGCCGGAAAAUUCUACUGGAUGGCCUGGUGGCUGUGCUCAUGCCAAUCUCCACCGAUUACCUCUUCCACCUGGUGGUCUAAAGCCAUCUCAAUCUGCCAUAACACACUGCAUAGCAGAAAAACAAGAUGCAUCAUUGAUGAGAGGUCAAUGGCUGAAAGGGAAACUUAUUGGUUGUGGUACUUAUGGCCGUGUUUAUGAGGCAUUCAAUCGUGAAACAGGAGCUUUGUGUGCAAUGAAAGAAGUUGAUCUUAUUGUGGAGGAUCCAAAAUCUGCAGAAUGUAUUAAGCAGUUGGAGCAGGCUCUGGACACGAGGAAGAAGAUUGGAGUUGGUGAGGAAUGGAAUGGGUUAUAUUUUCUGAAGACAUGCAGUGUUGAUCUUAAGGGGGAGAUACCUUCAGCCUACUCUUCUCAGCCAGCUUCAGCUUCUUUGAUUCCUAUUCAACCAACUAUUUCAAUUCAUGAUUUUUGGCUUCAACAUUGUCAUUUAGGGCACCCUGCCAUUAGUACUAUGCAGUCUAUGUUUCCAACUAUGCAUAGAAAUUUGGACAUUUCUAAUCUUCAUUGUGAUGUGUGUGAACUUUCUAAACAUCAUAGAGUUUCAUAUCCUGUGAGUAACAAUUUAUCUUCUCUUCCAUUUACUUUGAUUCAUUCGGAUGUGUGGGGACCAUCUAAAAUUCCUAAUUGUUCUGGGGCUAGGUGGUUUAUUACCUUUAUUGAUGAUUGUACAAGAACAACUUGGGUUUAUCUCUUAAAGAAUAAGGCUGCUAUUAGUUCCAUCUUGCCUAUUUUCUAUAAGAUGAUAUCUACUCAAUUUGGGUCUCAAAUUAAAAAAUUCCGAAUUGAUAAUGUAAGAGACUAUUUCAAUCAUCACUUGCAUGACUUCUUCCAACAAGAAGGUAUAAUUCAUAAGUCUUCAUGUGUUGAUACUCCUCAAUAGAAUGGUGUAGCAAAA
This is a messenger RNA of Diospyros lotus (date-plum), 2020 nucleotides long. Its product is annotated as mitogen-activated protein kinase kinase kinase 5-like. Gene Ontology annotation, biological process: DNA integration. The record is from RefSeq and is a predicted model, not a curated record. The coding region runs from base 212 to 2005 and encodes 597 amino acids. NCBI's taxonomy places the organism in Eukaryota, Viridiplantae, Streptophyta, Magnoliopsida, Ericales, Ebenaceae. The transcript has 4 exons. Gene Ontology annotation, molecular function: nucleic acid binding; ATP binding.